Molecule: messenger RNA, 2432 nt
Organism: Cylicocyclus nassatus
Lineage: Eukaryota; Metazoa; Nematoda; Chromadorea; Rhabditida; Strongylidae
Source: the annotation of a GenBank genome assembly
GAGUCGGUUGUUCAAAAUAUAUAUCUGGAAAUGACAUGAAGUCGCUCAAUGUGUGCUGCGGUGAUGUCUAUCGUUUUGCCAUUCUUCUUUUCACAUGUUUAUUUUGCACAUCACUGGCUGAAGAGAUGACAAACUCGAGCGUUUUUGACGCUUAUGAGGGUACCGUUUCUCCACUGUUGUUGAAUAACAUAUCGAAUACUGUCUCUCCGUUGAUAGUUGAAAGAAUCGCACGAGGAAAGACGAUUUUGCAAAAGCUGAAAUCACAUAUAUUUGGCCCUGAUGAAGAAGUGCACGAAUCAGAUCUGAUCUGUAACUGUAAUGGUGCUUUAUGCGAUAACGAAUUGGUUCAUCUCCUUGGAGAAUCUUAUAAGGGUAAAUGCAGAGCCAAGCGUGGUCGCUGUUUCAAGGUUUACGAUGAAGAGCAUGAUAACCAUAUGUCUAUGGGAUGUGUGGACCACAGAGAUCUAUUCCCGGUACCCAUAUUCUGUCUUGGUCAUCCACAUUUCCACAUGACAUGCUGCAACUACUCGUUCUGUGAUGAGGAAAUAUUUAUGAAUGUGGAUGGUGACGCUGAGAAUACCGUUUUAUGGCCAUGGAUUGCUGUAGGGUCACUAAUAACUUUGGCGGUCUUUGGCGCUGCUGCUCUGGCCUUGCUCCGGAAUCAAAGAAUUGCUGCUAUAAUGCGCAAAUAUCUUCGUUUGGGUCCCGCUAUGUCUACUGCGCUAAAUCACAUUUCUCCCAGAGAAGAUGAGGUGCCAAUGAUUGAAACGAUGUCACAAACAACUACCACAUCUGCACCUGCAAUCCAACUUCUGUUGCUGAAAGGACUCGAGUCUACCGAUGCUGGGUCGGGGUCUGGUUCUGGCUUGCCCUUGCUCACGCAACGCAACAUUGCUAGGCAAAUCGAGCUCGUGCGAGAAAUCGGUCAGGGACGGUUCGGUGAUGUUUGGUUGGGAGCUUGGAAAGGUGACAUGGUUGCUGUGAAAAUCUUCUCUUCACGCGAUGAAGGCUCAUGGUCACAUGAAGUAGAAACUUUCCAGACGCACAUGUUACGUCAUCCAAAUAUCUUGCAGUUCUAUGCAAGUGACAGUAAAGACACUGGCACCACUAUGCAGCUGUGGCUGAUCACUGAAUAUCACCCUCAUGGAUCUCUUUACGAUUAUCUGUCUCACUCAACCGUGAAUGUUCUUACGCUUGUGCAGAUGAUACGAGGAAUCUCAAGCGGGCUUUCCUUCCUACAUACAGAGUUGAUGGGAAUACAGAAAAAGCCAGCAAUCGCUCACAGAGAUAUAAAGAGCAAGAAUAUCCUUGUCAAAUCAGAUCUUACAUGCGCUAUAGCAGACUUUGGAUUGGCUGUACGCUAUGAAGCUGGGCAUAUCAGUUUGCCUAACAGCAACAAAUGCGGCACUGUGCGCUAUCUUCCACCAGAAGUUCUUGACGAUAAGGUGGAACCAACAAAAUUCGAGUUCUAUCGCACCGGUGAUAUGUACGCAAUCGGUUUGGUGAUCUGGGAAAUUGCGCGUCGUACCACCUGUUCUUCAGGUCCUGCCUCAACUUUCGCAGAAUCGUUGCCGUACUACGAUCGAGUGUCACGUGAUCCAACGAUCAAAGAAAUGCGCGAAGUCGUCGUAGUGCAAGGUGUACGCCCUUACCAAUCUGAACAUUGGCAGAAUAACAGGGUGUUACGAGACGUGUCGCGUAUCAUGCUUUACGGUUAUCGUGAGGAUUGCAGUACACAAUUAAAAAUGGAUUCUGCGUUGUUUGUCCAAGGGUGUCGCAUCGUGUAUAUUGGUCGCUCACCGUCAGUCUGUAUCAUCUUUUGAUCUCUUUUUUCCUUUGAUUGUCCAUUUGAAGUGAACCACAGUCCUAUCCCGCCUGUGAUCUCAAAUAUUCUGUGAUUCUUUUAUGAUUCAACCGUGCAGAGAUUAGCAUAUCUUAGAACAUAGAUGCAGUGUUUUGUAAGAUUACUAGAAUGGAAGUGUGCACGUGCGCAAAGCUGUUGAUUACAUUAUUAGAGAACUUGUUUGAAAGCCGUUUUGUACAGAGCUUUGAUGUUACUUCUUAGCCUUUUUACACGGCUGUCUCAACCUUGAAAGAGAACGAUGGCGUAACUAACACUUGGGAGUCCGCUUUGUCAUCCGAAAUCUUGUUAUAUAUGUAGCUGCACACAUUUCCAUCUGAGCUACUUGACCGUAAGACCUUGUCUUUGCAACUGUAUCUCAUUUCUUACCUCCGCACGGUAUUCGAAAAAUGUCGUUUUAUUUUCUACGGGUUAUACCUACGGGUUUAUUGUAUAUCUACGUAUUGUUUUCUAUGUGUCACACUUAUAUGUUGCUAAAUUCGCAUACAGUUUCGGUGAUGAAAUGUUAACAAUUGUGAAAAUUUUUUGUGUUUUCCGUCAUCACAAGAACAAUGAUAAAUUGCUAAAUUGA